AGGCUCCAUCAGUACAGAUCCACCGCCACCACCACCACCAAGCACUCCAGUCCCGCAGCAGCAUGGCCGGCAGCGCGUCCCGCCUCGCCAUCCUCUUGGUGCUCCUGGCGGCGUCACCGCUGCUUGGCGCGACGCAGAAGGCCGCGCCAGGGCCGGCGUCGUCGUCGGGCUCGGGCGCGGGCGCGGCGGACGCGGCGCCGCCGACGGACGUGAACAAGGCGCUGAAGGACGAGCAGUUCAGCGAGUUCCGGCAGCUGCUGCACGACACGCGCGUGGACACGCAGAUCAACGCGCAGCUGACGGACAGCUACAACGGGCUGACCAUCAUGGCGCCCACCAACGCCGCCUUCGACAAGAUGAAGGCGGGCGUGCUGAACGGGCUGUCGCCGCAGGAGCAGAUCCAGAUGGUGCUCUACUGCGUGCUGCCCCGGUUCUACAGCCUGUCCAUGCUCGGCACCCUCAGCGGCAAGGUCAACACGCAGGGGUCCGGCCACGACGGGCCCUACAGGUACGACAUCAAGCGGUCGGGGAACAACGUCAACGUGUCCACGGGGGUGAACUGGAUGCUGCUGGGCAGCCCCGUCAGCAAGGACUUCCCGCUCGCCAUCUACCCCGUCGACAAGGUGCCGCUCCCCUACGAGCUGUUCGGGCCCAAGCCGCCCACGCCGGCGCCCGCGCCGGCACCCGCGCCCGGGCCGGCCAAGGCCAAGACCAAGAAGAAGAAGAAGUCCGCCGCCAUCGCCGAGCCGCCCACGGCCGACGACGACGACACCGGCUCCACCUCCGACGACCAGAAGGCUGCCGCCGCGCCGCCACGCGCCAGCAGGGCGGCCGCCGCGCUCUCCGUGCUCGGCGCCGCUGUUCUCGUCGGCGGCCUCUUCUGAUGGGAAGAGGAUCGGAUCGGAGGAGGAUAGAAUGAAUGCACCGUCAUUCAGACCAAGAUCACACGGCGUGUGUGCGUUUGGCCAUCGGCUUUAUUCUUUCUUCUCUCUUCUCUUGGGGGAUUUUCUCUCUCUCUCUCUCUCUCGGUGAUUUGUAUUUGUAACUUAAUGUGAUAUACAUUAGCAGUGGUUGUUCUUCUUUCAUUU
Messenger RNA from Zea mays, 1088 nucleotides. RefSeq names its product fasciclin-like arabinogalactan protein 7. Gene Ontology annotation, biological process: plant-type secondary cell wall biogenesis. Gene Ontology annotation, cellular component: plasma membrane. NCBI's taxonomy places the organism in Eukaryota, Viridiplantae, Streptophyta, Magnoliopsida, Poales, Poaceae. The record is from RefSeq and is marked provisional. The coding region runs from base 63 to 884 and encodes 273 amino acids. The transcript has a single exon.